AGGGGCCACCAGAGGCCAGGGAGGGCGGGACUGGUGUGGUUAUAAAUUCCAAAAAGGCCACUCAAAAUCCGAGAGCAGGAGCCCUGAAAUUCUACUCUGUCGGCUGCUGCUGUUGCUACCAUUCUCAGGAUCCUCACCAUGAAAGGCCUUCUGCUGCUCACCUUGUCUUCUCUGCUCUGCUGGGUCUCAGCUGACAUUCGCUGUCACUCCUGCUACAAGGUCCCUUUGCUGGGCUGUGUGGACCGGCAGUCCUGCCACCUGGAACCAGGACAGCAAUGCCUGACAACAAAUGUGUACCUCGGGAAGAUGUGGGUUUUCUCCAACCUCCGAUGUGGCACACCAGAAGAGCCCUGUCGGGAGGCCUUCAACCAAACCAACCACAAGCUAGGCCUGACCUAUAACACCACCUGCUGCAACAAGGACAACUGCAAUAACCCAGCCCCUCGGCCCACCCCGGCCCUGGCCCUUGUCCUCCUCACCUCCUUGGCUGGCCUUGGCCUCUGGCUGUUGCACUGAGACUCACUCCAUGGCUGACCCUCCUCCCACCUGCCUUAGCCUGAGCCUCUCUUCUUGUGUCUUCAUAUCCUCUGCUUCCUUUUGCUCAGAAAAGCAUUUCUCCAGACCCUUCAUAUUUCUUUAAUUAGACCGUGGUUUCCCGAUCCAUCCUUCCAUCCCACACCCUCCACUCUGCUUCUCUGGAGUCUCUUUCCAUUUCCCUCGACACCACUCCAGAUCCUCCAUUGUCUCCUAGAAGGGCUCCCCACUUUGCCUCCUGAACUCCCCUGUGCCCUAUGUGAGGAGGGAUUGGAAUCUGGGCCUGAAAUGGGGUUUCUGUCCUGUCCCCAGUGAAGGCUCCCAGGAAGGACCUGAUGACCUCACUGUAUGAGCUGAUUCUCCAAACCCUGGCUCCCAUGCGUACCUCAUCCCCAUGCUCACCCCUUUCCAUUUUGAGUAAUAAAUGUCUGUAUAUGAUCAA
Molecule: messenger RNA, 976 nt
Organism: Balaenoptera acutorostrata (minke whale)
Lineage: Eukaryota; Metazoa; Chordata; Mammalia; Artiodactyla; Balaenopteridae
Gene: LY6G6C
Product: lymphocyte antigen 6 family member G6C
Exons: 3
Coding region: 139-516 (125 amino acids)
Cellular component (GO): protein-containing complex; external side of plasma membrane
Source: RefSeq, a predicted model, not a curated record